Molecule: messenger RNA, 759 nt
Organism: Colletotrichum abscissum
Lineage: Eukaryota; Fungi; Ascomycota; Sordariomycetes; Glomerellales; Glomerellaceae
Exons: 1
Coding region: 1-759 (252 amino acids)
Source: RefSeq, a predicted model, not a curated record
AUGCAGGUCAUCUGUGCAGGGCUGUCGCGUACUGGAACCAGCUCGAUCAGCCGUGCCUUAGAGAUGCUACUUGAUGGGCCGGUCUUUCACGGCGGAACUCAGUUAUGUCUCGGCCCUGAAGCGGAGAUUAAAUCAUGGAUGAAGGUGCUUUCAGAGUGGCCACCGACGAAUGCGGCCAUGGAGCAGGAAAUCCUGAACACUAUACGCGUUCGCACUGACGGCUAUGUUGCUAUCACUGACGCGCCUGGUUGCAACCUCGUCCAAGAGCUUGUGACACUAUACCCAGACGCCAAAGUCGUCUGCACAGUCCGUGAUGAUGAGGCCUGGGAGAGGAGCAUGGGAGGGUUGAAUGACGAAGUGUCACCAUCAGCUUUGCACUUCAUACUCUUCAUGCUUCCCACGAUGCGACUCUUCCCAGCCUACGUUCAAAUCCUGAUCUCGCAUUGGGUCAAACUAUACGGAGAAUCGAAUCCACCAACGGUCAAAACAUAUCACCGCCAUAUCGCGUACCUGAAGAGUGUUGUUCCGCCGGAGCGGCUGAUCUUUUACGACGUACGCGACGGGUGGAAGCCCUUGUGCAAGGCACUAGAUCGCCCAGUACCCGAAGAUGUACCAUUCCCCAAUAUUAAUGAUGGCAAGGCUAUCCAGACGUUCGCAAUGAAGCAGAUCAAGCGGGGUCUUGGGACAUGGCUUUUGUGUUUAAGUAUAAUAGGAGUUGGUAGCUUCAUGCUGUUCAAGGCUUGGGGCACUCUAUUUUGA